Messenger RNA from Lactuca sativa (garden lettuce), 1368 nucleotides. RefSeq names its product EID1-like 3 (gene EDL3). Lineage: Eukaryota; Viridiplantae; Streptophyta; Magnoliopsida; Asterales; Asteraceae. Gene Ontology annotation, molecular function: protein binding. The record is from RefSeq and is a predicted model, not a curated record.
UUGGACUAGUAUUCUAGUCUCUAGAAAUGGUAUUGUGCAACUAUAUAUAAGCGUGUAAUACCUUUUUUUUCGCCGGAGAUCAGAAGAAAAUGAGUGCGAACCAGAGAGUGAGGCUGAGCACGUCCAUUAGCGGUGGUUCCGGUUCACACGAAUCGGAUUUUUUUAACGAGAGAGUGCUUCUGUUAGUUAUGGAAUCGAUGAAAUGGGACGUUCAGGUGCUUUGCCGGACGGCGUCAGUGUGCCGGAGACUCCGCGCCAUGGCGAAGCGGUUGUUAUGGCGGGAGCUCUGUUUGUUCCGUGCGCCGAGGAUAACAGAGACACUAUCGAACGGUGUUCACAGUAGCCGGAUGGGCGGCGGUUGGCCGGCGUUAGCUAAGCUGCUGUUUUUUUGCGGCGAUUGCGAACCUAGUCGGAAUUUUGUAUUGAGCCGGCCAAAACCGGGGCACUUUGUUACAGAGACCCGGUUCUCGAAGACGUCCGGUCGGAGCUUCUUGAUGAAACGGUGUCGUGGGGACUUGUUGUUUGUGAGCGACCCCUGUGAACACCGGGUUGGUGAUCGAGAAGAUGACUUAGGUGUUUUCCGAGGGGUAUUCCGGGGAUUUCGCGAGUCGAGGACACGUGCUUGUUUGAUAGCGAGACAGGCGGCGUUAGAGGAGCGGGAGAGGUGCCCUUAUUGCGGGGCCCGUGUUUGGAGUAUGACCACUGCCGGCUUAGUUCCUAGGAAUGCGGCUAAGCGGCUCGGCUCACACGACGGCGCACUGGAGUAUUUUGUGUGCGUGAACGGACACCUUCAUGGCACGUGCUGGUUAGCUCCGUUGUCAUCAGAUGAAGGAGUGAACGGUGAGGAUGAAGAAGAGUAUGCAAUGGACGGUAGUGAUGGGACCGGAAAUAGCUCAGGUGGGGUCACGGACGGAUAUUAUUAUGAUGAUCCAACGGUCAACACAAAUGGUUUCGGAGAUGAUGGUUUUAUUUGAUGGCAUCUGUUGACUUGGUCUACGCUAUCAUUUCAUCGUCGAUCUUUUACUCUCCAGAGCUGAACUUUUCUGUUCCAGAUCGAUCUAUGACCUUUACAGCAUAUGAUGUAAAGUGACUUUUGUAUUGUUGCUCUGAUUUAGCAACAAUUUCCCCUGGAAGAGGAAAUUCAACAAAAUUUUGAUCGGCGAGUCCAAUUAUUGUUAGGUUUACUCGUAUUGUAUUAUUUGGUUGUAGUACCAAUUUUGUGGUAGAAAGUUGUAGUUUGGGUUGUGUUAUUAUGAGGUUGAGACCAGGGAAUGUGAUGCACCCAAUUGCUUUAGUUGUUCUACUUUUUGUAUCAUUCCACUUUUCCCAUUUGUUUAGUUGGCCCUUAUUUUAUGCUUCCGUUGGUUU